Molecule: messenger RNA, 6661 nt
Organism: Nicotiana tabacum (common tobacco)
Lineage: Eukaryota; Viridiplantae; Streptophyta; Magnoliopsida; Solanales; Solanaceae
Source: RefSeq, a predicted model, not a curated record
ACGACGUCGUUCGGUAUUCAGCAAAAUUUGAAAAUGCCAUCCGCGCUCACGCCAAAGUGAUCUCGCCCCAUUCCUCUUCCUCAAACGUUCACUCUCUCUACACUCCCCCCUCCCCCCUCCACAGAGUUACCGGACGGCGUAGAUUCGACGGUAAUGCGGUGUCGUUUGGGAUGAACAUGUCCACGGUGGAGAAUCUGUUCGUACAAAUCUUCGAGAGGAAGAAUCGGAUCAUCGAACAAGUCAAGCAACAAACCGACCUGUAUAGCCAACACCUCGCUUCUAAACUUAUAAUCGAAGGAAUUACUCCUCCUCCAUGGCUCUUGAAUAAUCACCAGUCGUCAAAUCCUCAAGAGCUGAACAAAGAAGAGCUGAUUUCUGAAAUUUUAGUUCCACGACCACGGCCACCUACUGUGCGCCAUGCUAGUGCUCGUUGCUCAUUGAACAAGAGGCCAGUUGUCACAGAUGACAACGAAGAUCUGUCUCAUGGAACAUUCUCCGAGAUUCAUACUUCCGACAAAGGCCUUUAUCACGCAGAUGGGACAGCUAAUAAAGUUGUAGAUCAUGAUAAUAACCAGGAAUAUGCUCUGAAAGGUGUUCCCGAGCUUGAUGUAAGUGUUAACUCUCCCCUAGAUCAGAGAGAUACAAGAUUCCAGAACAAUCGUAAUGAUCUAGACCGGUCACUAGCUAGAAUACAAAGGUCUAAGUCUAGACAAAAGGCUCUUCAGCUUCGUAAUAGUGCACAAGGGGAAGUGGAGGGCUGCUCCAGUCAGCAGAAAAAUUGUGAUGCUGCCUCUAUAGGGAUUGGUCUCUCUACUCCUGAACGAGUUAAUCUCAAUUAUGGGUUGCAGAUAUUGUCUGAACCUUGUGUAGUUAGUAAUGGUAGUGGCGGGUUGAGGGAAUCAGCUGAAAGAAAUCAUGAAGGUCAAGAAAGGGACAUCAAUUUACAUACUGGUGAGAGUUCUAAGCAUGAAACAUCUGCGAAGCAACUUGACUGUGCGAAAAGUCAUACAAAAAAAGUGGAUAGCUUGUCUGAUGUUGCUGAGAAAAGUCAUACAAAAAAAGUGGAUAACUCUUUUGCUACAGCUUCAAGCCACAAACGUAGCUGCAAUUUUGCUUCCAAAGGUAUCAAUUUGUCUGCCUCUGCUUCUCAACUAAUUGAUUUUUCCAACAAGUCAGACCACUUGUUGGAAUCUUUUCCUGUUGGUAGUGAAGCUAUCAAAUUAAAGGAAUUUGUAGAAGUACACCAGCAUGAGGGGAUUGAAAAUAGAGUCACAAGGUCCAGAAGUAAUGCCAAACAACUGAACUGUAUAAAUGAUUCUCUUAAAGUGGAUGGUUCUGCUGGCGUAGUUCAAAACGAUGAUCAUACCCAAGCACGCUCUACAGGUUGUGUGUCAGGUAGGUCAUGGGAAGAGACUAAUACAUCUAAUACUCACAAGCCAAUAGUCAAAGGCUGCCUGAAAACUAAGAAGAAGAAUGACAUUUAUUGUGGUAGGAUCACAAGAUCCAAGAGUAUGGCCAAAAAAUUGCCUUGUCUGGUUGAUGAUUCACAUGCCACUAUAUCUGCAUUCUCAGAUAGGUUGAGCACUGAUGUUUUUGCUACAGCAAUUGGUGGAUCAUCAGAAGUGUUAUCUGACAAUCCUGGUUCAUUCAAGUCAGUUAAACCUUCUCUUGGAUCAGAUCAGAAAAGCAAAAAGACACAAAAUAACAUUGGCAACGAAGUCACAACAGAGCCUGUAACUUCCACUGUUGCUGGUUCUGAAGGUGCCCAUUCUAUAUCUGCUGAUUCAGAGAAGUCUUCCAAUGAAAAUUACGAUACUUAUUUUCCAACAGGCAGUAAAUCGAUCAUCCCUUGCUCUGAUAACAGUGACACCCAUAAUCAGCAAGGAAACACUGAAGCUGCGACGGAAGGAUCUCCCACUUUUAGGUCUAGAACCAGCAAUUCUGACCCAGAAGUGGGAGUGGAAUGUCUGGUUGCCAAUCCUUCACCUGAUUGUUUUAUGUCAAUGAAGCCGAAACAACUUCACUUUGAUGACAUGGAAAAGUGUAACCUGAAGAGGAGCUUUACUCCUAACUUUGAGGAGAAGAGCUUGAAACCAACAGAUGAUAUUUCCAAUACCUCACUAGAACCAACCUCACAAAAGAAGAUGUCCGGCAGCCCUGUGGAUAACAGAUUUUCUUGGGAACAGUCAAUACCCGAGCAGGAAAUUUCAAGUAAGUUAGACGACGUUCCAGGGAGUUCUUUUGCUUUGAAAAUCAGAGACCCUGCUGGUACUGGAAUGAAUGGCUGUGUAUCAGACAUGAAUGGACAUCUUGCAUCAGGGAAUACUAUAUAUGAGUCAAUGGGCAGACAAUGUUCUCGGCAAUCUCCUUAUAUGCAUGAUGAUAAGACACUGUCAAAUGAUGUUGGUCAUUAUGAUGCAGAGCCUCAGCAUGUUAAACUCAAUUUAGAAGAAUCACAUAAUUCUGUGGUAGAACUGCACGCAGAGGUGGGAGGUAACAGUUGUGACAGGAAUGCUCAGUGUCUACCUGCAUCUUAUGUUGCCAACACCAAAAUUGCUGCAGCACCUUACAUCUCAAGUUUGACUAAAAAGGUGACUGGAGAUUCCCAGGAUUGCUUGGCAAAGAACUUUGAAAUUGAAGAUCCAACUUUCAUUUCCCAAGAUGCGAAGAGACAGUCUUGCAUGCCAAAUGAUCCAAAUUUAACUUGUUUUAGUGGUGAAAACAGUGAUGGAGAUGUUACCAUCAAGUGCAACAUUGAUAGCGAUUCCCAUCAGAAGGAGAAUGACUUGGAUACGUCUAGUCCCCUACAAUCUGGUCACAAUGAUAAUGAGAAUCUCAAUCUCUCCGUAUCAAGUGAUAUUGAAAAUGCAAAGGUGCUGUCGUUGUUUGAUGGCAGAUUCAGAUCUUCUAAGAUGGAUUCAUGGCCACAAGUCAAGAGGAAAAAUAUUGAAGAUAAGCAGGCUAACUGCUUUUCUGAUUGUCCAAAAUCUGAAAUGUCAAAGCUUUACCGGAUACAUAUGGAUGCUAUAAGCUUAAACAUCAAUACCAUUCAAGAAAAAUCAGACAAUGUUGUGGAACAUACACCUUUCAGAGUCAAGAGUUCUAAUGCAGGUAUAUCCGAGAAAAUAAACUGUCAUUUGAGAGAAGGAGCACCUUCCUCGCCAAAGCUGCAAAAAGAAGUGGGAGGUAACAGUUGUGACAGGAAUGCUUGUCUACCUGCAUCUUAUGUUGCCAACACUGAAACUGCUGCGACACAUAACAUCUCAACUAUGGCCGAAAAGGUGACUGGCAAUUCCCAGGAUUGCUUGGUGAAGGAACUUGAAAUUGAAGAUCUGACUUCCAUUUCCCAAGAUACAAAGAGAGAGUCUAGUAUGCCAAAUGAUCGAAAUUUAUAUUGUUUUGAUGGUGAAAGUAGUCAUGGAGAUGUGUGUGUCAAGUGCGAUAUGGAUAGGGAUUCCCAUCAGAAAGAGAAUGACAUGCCUACAUGGAGUCCUCAACAAUCUGGAUGCAAUGAUGAGCAGAAUCUCAAUCUUUCCAUAUCAAGUGAAAUUGAAAAUUCAAGGGAGUCCUUGCUGUUUGAUGGAAGAUUCAGAUCUGCUAAGCUGGAUUCGUGGCCACAAGUUAAGAGGAGAAGAAUUGAAGAUAGGCAAACUAAAUGCUUUUCUGUUUGUCCAAACUCUCAAAUGUCAAAGCUUUAUCACAUGCAGAUGGAUGCUAUAAGCUUAAACUUCAACACCACUCAAGAGCAAUCAGACAGUGUUUUGGAACUUACACCUUUCAGAGCCAAGAGUUCUGAUGUGUGUAUAUCCGAGAAGAAAAAUUGUUCUUUUGGAGAAGGAAUUAGUUCCUUGUUGAAGCUGCAAAAUGAAGUGGAUGCGGUACAUUUUAAACAGUUCGGAUCUGCUUCCUCUUCUGAUGACAAACUGUUACGUGUAUCUCAUGUCUCAAGUUUGUUUAAAGAGCCAGCUGAAAAGGAACUGGAAACUGGAGAAGAACAUGAACUCCUUUCUGAUGCUGAAAAAUCCUCUGAUGAACAAGACAUUUCAGACUUGCUGCACCUUGAAAAGAAUGUUAAGUUGGAUAAUCCUAAAGACGUGACUUGUUUGGAGAGAAAAUCUCAUACUGGAGACCAGAGCCUAUAUUCCCAAUCAUGUGUUAGCAGUUCUCCGCAAAAUAAAGACUUGGAUAUCACCGAUGCUGAUCAAUCUAAGCCUGUGCUCGAGGGUUUCAUUAUUGAUGCCUCAACAGCAGAUGGGGAAAUGGAUAUUGCCCAAUUUGGGAUCAGCUAUGAUAACCUGAACUUUCCAAGCACAACAAUUCAGCGUGCUAGCAUUCUGGAGCGCAUCUGCAAAUCAGCUAGUGCAAAUACACCCUUAUCUCAUCUCACAUCUGCUUUUGGGUUGCACCAUACUCAAAAUCUAUAUCAAUCUUUACCUAAUGGGCUUCUUGAGCACCUGGAUCUGAGGAGCACCUUGUUUCCGGAGGAGGGUGUCAACAAACAGCUUAGGGCAAGUUAUAGCUGUGUGGAUGAAGUGAAUGAUUCUAAACUGGAGAUACCUUGUUCUGAUUAUCAAUCUUCUUACCAAUGUCAAUUUGGAGGGAGGUCAGGGAGCCAAUACCAGUCUCCUGUUGGAAAGUUUUGGGAAAGGAUCUCGUCACAUUCUACCAGUUCAGAGAAGCGUUUGAGCUCAAACCCGGAGCUCACGUGUUUCCCAAUUGAGGAGGAUCCCAAUAGUAGUGAGGAGAAUGAGGCUGCAGAUGAGGUGGCUGGUAAAAUCUGUGAUGAAUUUGAUUCAACGGUAGUGAAUAGUCAUGUCAAAAGACUACCACUUGCUGAUGUAACUGACUCAUAUCUGAAUCCUCCCGCUUCAAUCUCUGAAGCUGAGAGGUCUCAUGCUAGGGGAAGUCUGGAUUCUCUUAAGACAGAUGCUAGCUGCACUGGGCAUCAUAAUAAAGCCAAAAGAAAGCUUGGAAGUAGCUUCAAAAAUAUGAGUGGGGCAAAGGUGAAACAGAGUUUUUUGAUGGGUGCAAAAGGAAUUAAACAAGGUAAGGAAUCCCUUAGGAGGUCUAGUAGGCAAAAGUUAUCAUCUAAAUCCAGUUUUAAGAGCGAGAGACAGAACCUAUCAGAAAAAGGGGCAAGACAGAACAACAUUGUCUCAAAUGUGACUUCAUUUAUACCACUAGUCCAACAGAAACAAGCAGCUGCUGUAUGUACAGUAAAGAGAGACAUCAAAGUGAAGGCUCUGGAAGCUGCUGAAGCUGCAAAACGCCUGGAAGAGAAAAAAGAGAACGAGCGUAAGAUGAGGAAAGAAGCAAUGAAGCAUGAGCGGGCACGGUUGGAGCAAGAAAAUUCAAAACAAUUGGAAUUACACAAGAAAAAGAAGGAAGAGGAAAAGAAGAAAAAGGAGGCUGAUGCAAUAACAAGGAAAAGGCUGAGGGAAGAAGAAGAGAAAAAUGACAAGGAAAAGAAAAGAAAGCGAGUAGAAGAAGCACGACGACAGCAGAGAGAGCAUGAGGAUAAAACUCAUGCGAAAAGAGCGGAGAAAGGCAAAGGAAUUCUCACUAUUGACGAAAAGAUGACAGAUAAAAAGAAAUGUAAUAGUGACGUGGAAAAGUGUCAAACAGAGAAAGAAAGAGUAGGAAAGACCUUCAAGAAGCAAGAGACUGAACCCAAGCCGGUGGAACCCGUGAGAAAUGAUUCAUUUCAAGCAACGACACCACCAGGAAAAUGUCACGUUUCUGACAAUUCUACUGAUCAUGAAAAGGUAACAUGUGUAUUGGGGAAACCUGAUGCAAACACUGAAUGCGUUGCCAAGAAAAGUCAAGAGAAAUCAUAUGAGAUCUCACCUUAUCAGUGCUCCGAUGAUGAAGAGGAUGAGGAUGAAGAUCUACCCAUUCGAAAAUUUGUUCCCUCAUGGUCCAGCAAACUCAGUGUGGCUAAUGCCCUACCUCUGCAGCAAACAAUUGACCCUGAUUCCAUAUUCCCCCCCGAAAGUUUCUGCAGUAUGGACGAAGUACUUGUGCCCAGGAAGUUACAGAAGAGACAUGCACCGAUCUGAUUAUGUUUUCCUAGACUCCAAGAACUUGUUUAUACAAGGCUAGUGCUUCUGCUCGAAGACAAGGAUUGUAUACAUAAAUUGUACAGAUGGAAAGAUGACUUGCUAUGCAGCUCGGCAAAACAAGCUUUAACGGCUGUGCAUGCUGUUGUUUUACCCCUUGAAAUGUGCACUUCCAGUAUCAGUGAUUCAAAAACCUUUCCAAUGUAAGUUGGCUUGAAGUUUUUUGUAAUAUGGCAAUUAGUUUUAGUACAUCAUAAUUUGAGAUGAUUUAAAAGCAGAACUACAGUAAUCUACUUGGCUGUCUUUUGUAGAAUUUUAAUAUCUUCUUUGGACAUAUUUAUUCGAAACGAGAAGAUAAUCACAAGUUGUUAUGAAUGAAAUGGCCGCGGAUGACACAUUUGGGAAGUUAGUAAAUAAUGUGUGGAACCCGAGUUAGGAGCACGUAAGCGUGAAUUGGGUGAGGUAAAGUAGUUAAAGAGCAGUAGAAUAGGCAAAAUUAGCUACGGAAUUUGUGUGUUAGAGUCCUUUGAUUCCAGUUAAAUUUAUUCAAUUAGUGUUUGUAAUUUGCUCAGUUUAUUAGUGGAAGAAUUUACAUUGGUUCA